AUGGAGAACCACCGCCGCGAUGACUCGCCAUCCGGCCUCUCAGAUAUUGUCGAGGGCGAUGGCCUCUUAGGCACCGGCCUGACAACACGGCAUCUCGAGGCAUUUGGGCGAAAGGUCACGUCAACCGCAGGGCACUUGAUCGGACCGACCGACCAGACCCACGGCGCCCAUUAUCACAAUGCGAUGAGCGGCAUCCACCGCGAGCUGCGCCGGCCGUCGGCGCAGCGGAAGCUCUUUUCCUUAACCCAGACCACCGCGACCGAUCUGGUACGAUCCAAGCUGUCGACCACCGAAAUCCAGUCGCGUGCCCUUUCCUCCCUUCCGGACGACCUUCUCGCCAACAUCCCCGAAGAUUCCAGCUCCUACUCCCUCUUCCAAGGCUUCCAGGCGUCUCUCCCUGAAGAAGAACAUGGACAUAAGAAACACCGGAGGCGCGGCUCCAAGACCCAGAAGGCUUUGAGGGACAGUCAGAAGAGCGGGGGUUUAACAGCAGGCCCUGCUGGACUGAAGGAAGAACGGGACGCACUGGGUCGCCGGUUGGAUAUGAUGGGUGUCCGAAAGAACAUGUGCAGUGCCGAAAUACACGAGAUCGACAAUAAGAUCGCCAAUUUGCACAAAAUGCGCCAGAUUGUGCUCGAUCGACUAGCCGGGUUAGAGAUGGACGAAGCGGCAAUGGAAGUGGAACUUACGGAACUCGAUAAUAAGCUGGAGGAUCUACAGGGAGACGAGACACUUGAGACAUCUGCUGCGGCCGAAACCCCCCAAUCUUCCGAAGCCCAGGACGACUCCAUUGUAUCGUCCGGUGAUCCUGCCAUGGAUGCGUCGUUUAUGUCCGAAUCGAUAUAUGAGAGACUGCCGAGCUCGUCCCCGAAAAGUCUACGACACCGAUCUAUCCGUAAACGGUCGAUGCCGAUCCUCCAUGAACACUUCGCGCCAGGAUCCCUGAUUAAAGAGAUCGAAGCACACACUGAUAUGGUCACGGCCAUUGAUUUCGACUAUCCGUUCGGCACUAUGGUCAGCGCAGCGCUGGACGAUACGGUGCGGGUUUGGGAUAUGAAUGUUGGCCGCUGUCUAGGAUUGUUAGAGGGACACCAUGCCUCGGUCCGAUGCUUGCAAGUGGAAGACAACAUCGUCGCGACGGGAUCCAUGGAUGCGUCCGUUCGGCUAUGGGAUUUGAGUCGUGCUCGGCCCGCGAGUCGCGAUAACCGUUUAAACAAGCACGAGCGUGACGGGCAAGAUGACGCAGAUGAACAUUCCUCGCAAAUGCCACCAUCUUCAAACUUGGAGGACUGCCAUGUCUUCUCGCUGGAGGCGCAUGUUGAUGAGGUGACUGCUCUGCACUUCAAGGGCGACACGCUCAUCUCUGGAUCCGCAGACAAGACCCUACGACAAUGGGAUCUGAACAAGGGACGCUGUGUUCAGACAUUGGACAUUCUCUGGGCGGCAACUCAGUCCUCUUCGUCCAUGUCUGGAGAUGGAAACUGGCGCCCGUCUGGUCGUCUUCCAGACGCCUCUGCCGACUUUGUGGGGGCCGUGCAAUGCUUCGAUGCCGCUCUGGCUUGCGGAACCGCGGAUGGCAUGGUCCGUCUAUGGGAUCUUCGUAGUGGCCAAGUACAUCGCAGUCUAGUGGGCCACACCGGGCCCGUCACCUGCCUGCAAUUUGAUGACAUGCAUCUGGUGACGGGCAGUCUUGACCGCAGUAUUCGGAUUUGGGAUCUGCGUACCGGCUCCAUAUAUGAUGCCUACGCCUACGACAGGCCCAUCACCAGCAUGAUGUUCGACUCCAAGCGCAUUGUGGCCGCCGCCGGCGAUAGUGUGGUCAAGGUCUACGACAAGGCCGAUGGCCACCAUUGGGACUGCGGCGCCGGCGUUGGAACUGCCGACGACGGACCAUUCCCCGCGACGGUUGAGCGCGUGCGCCUUAAGGACGGGUACCUCGUUGAGGGGCGUAAAGACGGCACCAUGGCCGCCUGGACCUGUUAA
Molecule: messenger RNA, 1983 nt
Organism: Penicillium canariense
Lineage: Eukaryota; Fungi; Ascomycota; Eurotiomycetes; Eurotiales; Aspergillaceae
Gene: mdv1
Exons: 4
Coding region: 1-1983 (660 amino acids)
Biological process (GO): protein polyubiquitination
Cellular component (GO): SCF ubiquitin ligase complex
Molecular function (GO): ubiquitin-like ligase-substrate adaptor activity; protein binding
Source: RefSeq, a predicted model, not a curated record